CCCACUCCAGCCCCGCUCGCAGCAGGGGACAGAAGCCAUGGCCGAGGGAGAAGACAAACUGAGGUGCUGGUGACCGUGGGCGUCCAAGUGGAUUACUGGGGCUGUUCUCCAGAGGUCUGUCCGUCUUGCCUUCCAGUGGCACAUAUCCCCACAUGCCAGCCAAUGAAGACAAGAGGCAGCGUGAACAAAGUCAUUUAGAAAGCCCCUGAGGAAGUGUAAACAAAAGGGAAAGCAUGAAUGGAGUGCCCGAGAGACAAGUGUGUCCUGUCCUCCCCCACCUUUAGCUGGGCCAGCAACUGUGCGCCCUGCCUCUUCCCACCUACUCACUGCUGAUCUGACUUUUGGGUAUUUUUUUAAAUAUAUUUUUUUUCUUUUCUUUUCCAUUCUCUUUUCUUGUUCUCCCUCAGGGCAAGGUGAGGAUUUUGAUUUGGGGGCCCAGCCAUGGUCCUUCUGUGCCUUCUUUAAAAUACCCACUUUCUCCCCAUCGCCAAGCAGCGUUUGGCAAUAUCAGAUAUCCGCUCUAUUUAUUUUUACCUAAGGAAAAACUCCAGCUCCCUUCCCACUCCCAGCUGCCUUGCCACCCCUCCCAGCCCUCUGCUUGCCCUCCACCUGGCCUGCUGGGAGUCAGAGCCCAGCAAAACCUGUUUAGACACAUGGACAAGAAUCGCAGUGCUACAAGGCCCACAGUCCGCUUCUUCGUCCUCAGGGUUGCCAGCGCUUCCUGGAAGUCCUGAAGCUCUCGCAGUGCAGUGAGUUCAUGCACCCUCUUGCCAAGCCUCAGUCUUUGGGAUCUGGGGAAGCCGCCUGGUUUUCCUCCCUCUUUCUGCACGUCUGCUGGGGUCUCCUCCUUGCCAGGCCUCGCCGCCCCCCUGGCCUCUCUCCCCAGCUCGCACAUGAAGAUGCACUUGCAGAGGGCUCUGGUGGUCCUGGCCCUGCUGAACUUUGCCACGGUCAGCCUCUCUCUGUCCACUUGCACCACCUUGGACUUUGGCCACAUCAAGAAGAAAAGGGUGGAAGCCAUUAGGGGACAGAUCUUGAGCAAGCUCAGGCUCACCAGCCCCCCUGAGCCAUCGGUGAUGACCCACGUCCCCUACCAGGUCCUGGCCCUUUACAACAGCACCCGGGAGCUGCUGGAGGAGAUGCAGGGGGAGAGGGAGGAAGGCUGUACUCAGGAAAACACCGAGUCGGAAUACUAUGCUAAAGAGAUCCAUAAAUUCGACAUGAUCCAGGGGCUGGCGGAGCACAACGAGUUGGCCGUCUGCCCCAAAGGAAUUACCUCCAAGGUUUUCCGCUUCAACGUGUCCUCAGUGGAGAAAAAUGGAACCAAUCUUUUCCGGGCAGAAUUCCGGGUCUUGCGCGUGCCUAAUCCCAGCUCCAAGCGCACUGAGCAGAGGAUCGAACUCUUCCAGAUACUUCGACCAGAUGAGCACAUUGCCAAACAACGUUACAUCGGAGGCAAAAACCUGCCCACACGGGGCACUGCGGAGUGGCUGUCUUUUGAUGUCACGGACACUGUGCGCGAGUGGCUGUUGCGAAGAGAGUCCAACUUGGGUCUGGAGAUCAGCAUUCACUGUCCAUGCCACACCUUUCAGCCCAAUGGAGAUAUCCUGGAAAACAUUCACGAGGUGAUGGAAAUCAAAUUCAAAGGUGUGGACAAUGAGGAUGACCAUGGCCGUGGAGACCUGGGGCGCCUCAAGAAGCAGAAGGAUCACCACAACCCUCACCUGAUCCUCAUGAUGAUUCCCCCGCACCGGCUCGACAACCCAGGCCAGGGAGGCCAAAGGAAGAAGCGGGCCCUGGACACCAACUAUUGCUUCCGCAACUUGGAGGAGAACUGCUGUGUGCGGCCCCUCUACAUUGACUUCCGACAGGACCUGGGCUGGAAGUGGGUCCACGAACCUAAGGGCUACUAUGCCAACUUUUGCUCAGGCCCUUGUCCUUAUCUCCGAAGUGCAGACACGACCCACAGCACGGUGCUGGGGCUGUACAACACCCUGAACCCAGAAGCAUCGGCCUCACCUUGCUGUGUGCCCCAGGACUUGGAGCCCCUGACCAUUCUGUACUAUGUCGGGAGGACCCCCAAGGUGGAGCAGCUCUCCAACAUGGUGGUGAAGUCGUGUAAGUGUAGCUGAGGCCUGCGACAGAUGAGGGAGAGCUGCCCCUGCCCGACUGCCCGCGCCUCGGGAAACCAAAGUGACAGACCUCACCUAGAGGCCUGGCGUCCACAACCCUCGGCUCCUGGCAUUUGGCCAAGACGGAGGCUUCCUUCUGGAACAUUUCUUUCUUGCUGGCUCUGAGAAUCACUGUGGUAAAGAAAGUGUGGGGUGGUUAGGGGAAGGCGAACUCUUGGGGACACAGGUUUUCUGUGGUGCAGACAGAGGUGGUGGGGCUAGAGGAAGAGGAUGGCAAGUUGACAUGUCAUGUGGCAAUGGGACUUGGGUACAAUAGGGAGGAGGAAGGACAAAGGAUGGCUGGGUCAGGCUCAGACUGGAAGACGCUUCGGAUCUGAGGUCAGCUUUGCUCAUUGCUGUACCACAAUCGCUCUAGGGGAAUCUGGAUGGUGUCAUAUGAGGCAAGCACUUUCCUUCAGACAGGUCACCAAGACAGAGUCCCAGAAUUGCACCUGUACUACCUGGGAUUAAGGACAAUUUCUUUUUUAAUUGUCGUUUCCACAGUCAGCAUCAUGGGUCAUUCCAGGUAAUGUAAUAUGGUUCCUUGGCCAGCAACUGUAUUGGCCCCUGGAGAUGCUGAACUCAGAAGCAAAGGGUGGGAACUGACCCUUUCCUGUCUGCCCUCUGGGUCCCUCCUCUUGCCUUCAUCCUCAAUCACAUUUCCCCUUGGACAUUUGGUUGGACACCUUCCAGGCCAGGGUGCACAUAUCUGGAUUCUGGUUCUGUGCAGCCUCUGAGCAUGAGGGGUUCCUCUCCUCCAAGUUCUCGAGACCUUGUGUCCACCUGGUCUUCCUGGAAGCUGUUGCCACACGGGAGGCAUCUGGGGAGGCUGCACCACAUGUGCCAUGUGGUGACUUGGCCCAAGAUGAGUUGUCUGAGGUAUAAAGACAAGUACAAAUAUUACUCUCAAAAUCUUUGUAUGAAUAAAUAUUUUUGGGGAAUUGUGGAUGAUUUCAUCUUCUGGAAGAUUGUUUCUAGAACAGUAAAAGCCUUAUUCUGAGGUAUAUGUCUCACUCCAUUCAUAUCCUUAAUGACCAUU
Molecule: messenger RNA, 3210 nt
Organism: Marmota flaviventris (yellow-bellied marmot)
Lineage: Eukaryota; Metazoa; Chordata; Mammalia; Rodentia; Sciuridae
Source: RefSeq, a predicted model, not a curated record